UCAAACUCAAAGCGUCCGGACCAAAACUGCCACAUUCCUGGGGACAACUUUCCACACUGCUCAUGAACUUUACAUUCCUACUGACCAGAAGAAACAAUUGGAGAACACCUGGACACUCUUACUUCCUGGUUAUAUAACUUUUGUUGCACUUGAACGAAUCCUUUACAUUCCAAAGACUUUGGCCCCGGACGGACAUCGAUUUUACUUUCUUUCUAAAUCAACGAUCACAGUCGUUUUUCUUACCAUAACAUUAUUCUGAAUUGACCAAACAAGCAGGAGGCAGCAGCCUACGUUUUUGUUGCUCAACCCCAAAGUAGUCUUAACUGUGUGUGUAUUUUUUCUACGUGUAGUCUUAAAUUAAGUUACAAAACAGUCCAGAAUGGCAAGUAUGAACUCUCUGGAUGCUGUGAAGAGGAAGAUUCAGUGUUUGCAGCAGCAGGCCGACGACGCAGAGGAACGGGCUCAGGUCCUACAGAGAGACCUGGACAUUGAACGGGAGCUCCGAGAGAAAGCGGAGGGUGAUGUAGCAGCUCUGAACCGUAGGAUCCAGCUGGUGGAGGAGGAGUUGGACCGAGCCCAGGAGAGGCUGGCUACGGCACUGCAAAAACUGGAGGAGGCUGAGAAGGCUGCAGAUGAGAGCGAGAGAGGGAUGAAAGUGAUCGAGAACCGAGCGAUGAAGGACGAGGAGAAGAUGGAGAUUCAGGAGAUGCAGCUGAAGGAGGCCAAACACAUCGCAGAGGAGGCUGACCGUAAAUAUGAGGAGGUGGCUCGUAAGCUGGUGAUCCUGGAGGGAGAGCUGGAGAGAGCUGAGGAGAGGGCCGAGCUCUCAGAAUGUAAAGCCAGUGACCUUGAGGAGGAGCUGAAAAAUGUGACCAACAAUCUUAAGUCCUUAGAAGCCCAGUCUGAGAAGUACUCAGAAAAAGAGGACAAGUACGAGGAGGAGAUCAAAGUUCUGACUGACAAACUGAAGGAGGCUGAAACCCGUGCAGAGUUUGCAGAGAGGACAGUGGCCAAACUGGAAAAAUCCAUUGAUGACCUGGAAGAUGAAUUAUAUGCUCAGAAGCUGAAGUACAAGGCCAUUAGUGAGGAGCUGGACCAUGCCCUCAAUGACAUGACAUCUCUGUAGAUGCUUUGACGUCUCUGUUUCUCUCUGCCUCUCAUUUCCCUUUUCCUGUCCUCUGAAUGUUUGGACUCAUCGUCUUCUCUCUGUGAAUUACAUGUGCCUUCUGUCCAGCUUACUAUGCAAAGAAAUUAAUUAAAAAAUCUUUUUCUUUCUUA
This is a messenger RNA of Seriola dumerili (greater amberjack), 1278 nucleotides long. RefSeq names its product tropomyosin 4 (gene tpm4a). Gene Ontology annotation, cellular component: actin filament. NCBI's taxonomy places the organism in Eukaryota, Metazoa, Chordata, Actinopteri, Carangiformes, Carangidae. The record is from RefSeq and is a predicted model, not a curated record. The transcript is spliced from 8 exons. Gene Ontology annotation, biological process: muscle contraction; actin filament organization. The coding region runs from base 380 to 1126 and encodes 248 amino acids. Gene Ontology annotation, molecular function: actin filament binding.